This is a messenger RNA of Scylla paramamosain (green mud crab), 5201 nucleotides long. Its product is annotated as RNA cytidine acetyltransferase-like. Bases 178 to 3198 code for a protein of 1006 amino acids. NCBI's taxonomy places the organism in Eukaryota, Metazoa, Arthropoda, Malacostraca, Decapoda, Portunidae. Gene Ontology annotation, biological process: rRNA acetylation involved in maturation of SSU-rRNA. Gene Ontology annotation, molecular function: tRNA binding; 18S rRNA cytidine N-acetyltransferase activity; ATP binding. The transcript is spliced from 19 exons. The record is from RefSeq and is a predicted model, not a curated record. Gene Ontology annotation, cellular component: 90S preribosome; nucleolus.
GUUCAGUGCUCAGGAGUUAUCCUGAGCCUCCUGUGGCUCUCUCUAUGACUCACAAUGCCAUAAGUACUGCACAACUGCAUUUUCCCCAGUAGCUUUUCCCAGCAACAAGAUGUUUAAGUCUUAUGAUCACCUUAAUUUUGGCGAAAUUAAAUUGCCUGUGACUUGACCAAAGACAACAUGGUGAAGAAGAAGAUUGACAACCGAAUACGCAUCCUGAUUGAAAAUGGAAUGGUGGUGGGCCAUAGAACCCUUGUGGUGCUUGUUGGGGAUAAGAGCAGAGAUCAGGUUGUGUAUUUGCAUCACAUGUUGUCCAAGUCCAGUCUGAAGCAAGCCAAUGUGCUAUGGUGCUACAAGAAGGAGUUGACCUUCUCCUCCCAUCGAAGAAAGAGAAUGAAGCAGCUCAAGGCUAAAAUCAGAUCUGGACAAGCUGAGAUAAAUGAGGAUGAUCCCUUUGAGAUGUUUGUGUCCAUGACUGACAUCAGGUAUUGUUUCUAUAAGGAGACUCACAAAAUUCUGGGCAACACCUACAAAAUGUGUGUAUUGCAGGACUUUGAGGCUCUGACACCCAAUAUAUUGUGCCGCACCAUGGAGACUGUGGAGGGUGGAGGACUGAUAGUGCUGCUGCUGCAGAGCCUCACCUCCCUGCGCCAGCUGUACACCCUCAGUAUGGACGUGCAUGCCCGCUAUCGCACUGAGGCACAUCAGCAUGUUGUGCCCAGGUUCAAUGAGAGGUUCAUCCUGUCAUUGGCCUCAUGUCCUGUCUGUGUGGUGAUGGAUGACCACCUGCGAGUCUUGCCCAUCUCUUCUCACCUGCGGGACCUCCAGGUGGUGGCCCCACCCUCCACCACCACCCCUCUGUCCCUGCAGGACCAAGAACUUAAGGACCUGAAAGAAUCACUGAAGGACAAUCCCCCCAUUGGACUUUUGAUUGACUUGUGUAAAACAUUAGAUCAGGCAAAGGCAGUGCUGCAAUUUGUGGUUGCCAUCACAGAGAAGACGCUGCGCACCACUGUCACCCUCACAGCUGGCCGAGGGAGAGGCAAGUCUGCAGCACUGGGACUGGCUGUUGCUGGUGCAGUAGCAUUUGGUUACUCCAACAUCUUUGUGACCUCCCCAAGUCCUGAGAACUUAAACACCUUGUUUGAGUUUGUGCUGAAGGGACUAAACACAAUGGGUUAUGAGGAGCAUCUCAACUUCCAAGUAUUGCGCUCAGCUGAUCAGCAAUUUAAUAAAUGUGUUUUGAGGGUUGUGGUGACCCGAGACAGACAACAAGUGAUACAGUACAUUCCUCCUAGUGAGAGCAGCUGCCUGGGUCAGGCCGAGCUGUUGGUGAUAGAUGAAGCAGCUGCUAUCCCUCUGCCUUUGGUCCGCCAGCUUUUGGGUCCAUACCUGGUGUUCUUGUCCUCCACUGUGUCUGGAUAUGAAGGCACUGGAAGGUCUCUUUCCCUCAAACUGAUAGACCAGCUUAGAAAUCAAACAAGGGAAAAAAAUGCAGAGACCAACAGCACAGACAAAACAACAAAAACCACAGAAUUAGGACGAGUCCUGCAUGAGGUCACUUUGGAAGAGUCCAUCAGGUACAAGAGUGGUGAUCCAGUAGAAGCCUGGCUACACCAACUGCUGUGUCUUGAGGCAUCACUCACUCCCCUGCCCUCACUUGUACCUCCUCCUGACAAGUGCCAACUCUUUUAUGUCAACCGUGACACACUUUUUGGAUACCACAAGGCAUCAGAGAAGUUCUUGGCACAGGUGAUGGGUUUGCUGGUGUCCUCCCACUACCGCAAUACCCCUGAUGACAUGCAGACUCUUUCUGACGCCCCAGCCCACCAUCUAUUUGUUUUGCUGCCAACUCAGGACCAGAUGAAGGAGGACAUGCUGCCUCCAGUUCUUGGGGUCCUGCAGGUGGCUCUUGAGGGAAAAAUCUCCAAGUCCUCAGUAAUGUCAGCACUGACUCAGGGAGAGAAGCCAGCAGGAGACCUCAUUCCCUGGACAGUCAGUAACCAGUUUCAGAAUUAUGAUUUCCCACAGCUGUCAGGUGCUCGUAUUGUUCGUAUUGCGACCCAUCCCAACCUGCAAGGGAAAGGUUAUGGUAGCCAUGCCAUGAAGCUGUUAAGUGAGUACUACAGUGAAGCAAGCAUUCAUGCUGACUACACAGACACUGCAAUCCCUGAGGAGCAGAUGGCCCACCUGGUGCAGGACAGUCAGGUGAGCCUCCUGGAGGAGAAGCUGGGUCCCAACACCCAGUCUCUACCGCUGCUUCAGCCUCUGUCUGAGCGGCCCCCAGAAGCCCUCCAUUACCUUGGGGUGUCAUACGGAGUCACCAGUCAGCUCCUCAGUUUCUGGAAGCGUGCUGGGUUCACCUCUGUAUACCUCAGCCAAGUUUCCAAUAGCACAACAGGGGAGCACACAAUGAUCAUGCUGAAGGUCCUUGGGGAAGAUAAGGAAGCUCGCACACAGUCAUGGUUGGCAGAUCUUUGGUUUGACUUUAGAAAGAGAGUUGUGAAUCUCUUGCCUGCAGCCUUUAAGGGUUAUGACUGCAAGUUUGCCCUCAACCUCUUAACCAACAACAUCUACAAGAAAACAGGUGAAGCCCUCAGCCUGGUGGAACUUAAGCUUCAUUGCACUCCUGGUGACCUGCAGCGGCUGGAGGAGUUUGUGCACCACCAGUGUGAGGCGGCCUUCAUUGUGGAUAUUCUGCCUACUCUCUCCCGUCUCUAUUUCCUCAGGAAGAUUAGAGACUUCAAACUAAAGCCUGUGAAAGCUGCGAUCCUAUGUGGAGUGGGUGUGCAGCGCAAGACACCACACACUGUUGCAACUGAACUUGGCAUUGCACACAAUAUAGUAAUGGGCCAGAUGCAUUCACUCAUUAUGGACCUUACUAAGCAAAUGAGGAAAGUGUGGGAAGAAGCAUCAAGAGGUCAAGUGCCAGAUGAUGAGGGUGAAGAAGGCAUCCUGCAGGACUUGGCCCUUACCAUGCAGGAGAGUGUGCAGAAAAUGAAGGCUAAAGAGGAGGAUGACAGACAGAAGGUGAAAGAACUCAUUGAUGUCACCCAGUUUGGGAUCAAGGCCAGGGAACAAGAAAGGAAAGAACACACUGUCAGGUUGAAUGAUGAGAAAGGACAAGAUACAGAAAUUGGGAAGAUCAUCAAUCCACCCAUUUCCACGGAGAGUCUUCUAGGGAAGGUGCUUCCUCUCUAAGAUAUUCUCAGACUUUCUCCUCUGUUUCUUUGUGUGAGAUGGUGCUCAUUAAUGUGUUGGUACUCAUGCAAAUCACACAAACUUUGAAAACUAGAAAAUUUAUGAAAUAUAUAUAUAUAUUGAAGUGAUGGAAAAUAUUCUGUGAUGCAUAUUUUAUAAACAGUGCAUGAUAUGGUGAUACACACAACACUUAACAAAAAAUACCAUGUGAGUCCUUCUGUUAGCAGCCAUGGGGACAUUUUCAAAUGAAGCCCACGAACCUCCAGUUUCACCUCAGCCACAUCAGUAUAAAGCAGUAUAUUCACUUUAGCUAGAGUUGGCUAUGAACAUAAGCAGCAGCUGCAGUACACUGCUCCUUAGCUAUAAGAUUGGGUUAUAUUCUUAUAAACACAAUAGUAUAGCCAUUAUGACAGGGUCGGUGUGAGAGGCAUUCCUGCCAGCCACCACCAGCCUGUAAUUUUCUGGCCAUCAUUUUACAACAGCCAAAGAAAUAAACAAAUAUACAAUUCAAAUUUAUAUUCUAAAAAUAAAAUAGAAACCCAUUAAAUAAUGGAAGGACAAAAACAUACAUAGAAAACCCUACAAUUAACAGCUGAGCUAAAGGAUAAUGAUGGCAUUACCAUAAAUCAAUCCUACCACUAUCUCCUUCCCCAUCUGGGGAUAGGGAUCCCCAUCUGCUAGCUACCAUAACUCUGCUCGCAUCCCUUCCCUUCUUUGGUGAUACCUUAGAGUUAGAUUGAUACCCCUGCAAACACAUACAUAUGAAAAACUUCAUAAAUGAAGCAUUUUAUACACAUCAAUGUUAUAAGGUACAUUGUGUAAUGUAUAAUAAUAUAUAUAGUGAUUGAUGUAACAACAAAUACCUUAAUAUAAUCAUGUACACAAUAUAGAUAAUUUAGUUGGUAUUACCAGUGGGGCUGGGCAGGAUCCGACAGAAUAAGUACUCGUGAAUCCGAUUACUUAAUCAGGCAGAUUUGUGUCCGGACCCGAUUACUGGCGAGUCCUGUGUGCUGCACAAUACUUGUCUAGGGAGCAAGACAAAUAUUGGAUCCAUAAAGGAUCCAAUUACUGGUAGGUUGCACGCGCUGUGCAGUACUCGUCUAGAUCCAUAAGGGACCUGAUUAUCAGUGGGGCCUGCACACUACAUGAUGCUCGUCUGGAUCUAUGAGGGACCUGAUUACUGGCGGGUCCCUUGCCCUGCGUGAUAUCUGUCUGGAUCCAUUAGGGACCAGAUUACUGGAAGACGAUUACUAGACCUGUGAGACAGCCAAACGAUUACUGGAAUUCUCCUUGGCUGUCAGAAUUUCAGGCAUUGGUGGUCUGACAAAUCCAGCAAAAUACUAUUAAUGUCCUGUGCCUUGGACUUCUGCCUAUUAAUUUUCUGUCAUUGUAUUAACUGCUUCUUCUUUUACCUUAUGUAAGAUUCAUAAUGCACAAACUCAAGUAUUUAUAUAUUUGAUAAAUCAUAAUAAACAGCUCUGAAAGUUUGUACAUGAUCACAUUAAUGUUAUAUGUUUCUUUUACAUUUUUUGUCAUGAACAGUCAAGUUAUUAUGAAAUUAUAGAAAAGAAAGUUAAAAUUCUUUAUAGGGAAUUACAGUUUAAAUUUUUUAAUCUUAGGUGUUAUGUUUAUGAAACUACAUUUGACUCAUGAGAAAAAUUUGCCUUCAGUUUGAUAAAGGAAAGAUUAAAGUUGGAGUGGGAAUUUUAUUCAUAUGUAUAUUAAUUAAAAAAAUAUUAGCCUAGCUCUAUGGAGUGAAUUGUUAAGAAUCCCUCUCUCUAGCAGCUUAGACUUGACUGAAGCCUCAUGGCCAGCAUAACCUCUAGCCAGUUAUAAUUUUCUUUUGCUUUGAUGUCACAACGUGCCAGGCAACCACAUCUCGUUGAAAGUAAGAAAAGCUUGGCAGCAUUAAAACUUUGUCUAGUGUUGCCAGUAAAAGUACUCUAUUUGAUGGCUUAUAAGACAUGCCUUUUUUCAAAAAAAAAAAAAAAAAAAUCAGAAAA